ACGUGACAUGUAUGCUUCCUGUGAUUGGAUACUCGCUUACCGCGGUAAAACAACAAGAAGUUCAACGCAGGUUAGCCGAUUAGCAGAGAGAGCAAUCUAAUAUCUACUCGUUUUUUUAUUCCACAAUGGCCGAAGGAGGGCAAAACGUGGAUUUGCGAACUUAAAUUGCUUAACUAAGGCAGCAAUGAGACACCAAAGUACGACUGGACACUUGCAAGCUACGGUGCUUCUAAAACUUUUGGGGACACUUGAGUGGAUGCACAGCUCAAAGAACAGGUGCGAAAGGGAUUUAUUGUUGGAACUGAAGCGCCCAGAUGAACUGUACAACCAAGUCAUUGAGGUCUUCUUGAGGAAAGAAAGGAGAAUGGAUUUUGCGUUGAAAUAAGUGUUUUGGAGGACAACUGUUUUGAGCAACAGCAGCGGUGGGACGGACUUGGAUGUCAGUCAGGAGCUCCUAGUCAAAGUGUUGAGAUCUGAAGUGUACAUCAGCAACCAAAGCAACAUGACGAAGAAAAUAUGUGGCACCAAUUACCCUCUGAGCAUCUGUUUCAUCGUAGUGAACGAGUUCUGCGAACGCUUCUCCUACUAUGGCAUGAAAGCGGUGCUGACUCUCUACUUUCUCACCUAUCUUCACUGGGACAAGGACCUGUCCACCGCUGUUUACCAUGCCUUCAGCAGCCUGUGCUACUUCACACCCAUCCUCGGAGCUCUUAUCGCUGACUCCUGGCUUGGAAAAUUCAAGACCAUCAUCUACCUCUCCAUCGUCUACGUGAUUGGUCAUGUGGUCAAGUCGGUUGGAGCCAUUCCCACAGUGGGUGACACCACUGCACAUAUUGCUCUCUCCAUUGUGGGUCUGAUCCUCAUUGCCUUGGGAACUGGUGGAAUCAAACCCUGUGUUGCAGCGUUUGGAGGAGACCAGUUUGAUGAGGAACAUACUGCAGAGAGACAGAAGUUCUUCUCCAUUUUUUACAUGUCAAUCAAUGCUGGCAGUGUUCUGUCCACAUUAAUCACACCGUUACUGCGCGGUAACGUGCAGUGUUUCGGUGGCGACUGCUUCGCUUUGGCCUUUGGAGUUCCUGCAGCUCUGAUGGUAGUGGCUUUGGUGGUUUUCAUUGCUGGCAGUGGCCUGUACAAGAAGGGUCCUCCUCAGGGAAACAUCCUGCUGGAGGUCUGCAACUGCAUCGGGUUUGCCAUCAAAAAACGCUGGAAUAGCUCCAAGUCUGACACCAAGAGGAAACACUGGCUGGACUGGGCCGAGGAGAAGUACUCGAAACGUCUGAUCCAAGAGAUCAAGAUGGUCCUGAGGGUCCUAGUCCUCUACAUCCCACUGCCCAUGUUCUGGGCUUUGUUCGAUCAGCAGGGUUCCCGCUGGACGCUACAAGCCACCAGGAUGAACAUGGCUUUUGGGGGAGCCUUCGUUGUCAAACCAGACCAGAUGCAGAUGUUGAACGCUCUGUUGAUUCUUAUUUUCGUGCCCAUCUUUGACCUCAUCAUAUAUCCGCUCGUCGGCCUCUGCAAAAUCAACCUCACGCCUUUAAGGAAAAUUGCAGCAGGGAUGGUUUUUGCAUCACUUGCCUUCAUAGCAGCCACACUGGUGGAGAUUAACGUGGUGAAAACAGUGGUGGAACCUGCUCCUGCAGGGAAAUGUCUCCUUCAGACCUUUAACCUGGUCAAAGCUGACGUUACUAUGAAGAUCCCCGACAGUCCACUGUUUGCAGAGCCAAUCAAAUAUCUGCAGGAUCCUGCCCAGUAUGAAACUCUUGACCUGGGAAUGUCCAACAAAACUCUGACGAUUGAAAUCAUUGACAAUGGAACCUCCUCAGUCUGUUCUCAAACAUUUGUGGAACAGAAGGCCUACAGUCUCAUCCUCUACCCUGCAGCCUCGAAGAUAGAGUGCAAACUUCUGGAAGACUCAAUUACAAAACACCAAGAAGGAAAUGCUCACCUGAGGUUCCUGAACACACAUACUGAAAACAUCGGUGUGACAGUGGGAAACGUGGAAUUCCAUGCACCCUCUGGUUACGGCGUGUCAUCAAACAACACUGUGGAUCGAGGAGAAUACUCGUCUGUCCAGUGCAUCCCUCAGUCAGAGAAGUGUUCCACUCUUGACCUCGGCCUUCUGGACUUUGGAGCUUCUUACACUUUCAUACUGAUUGAGGAAUCAGGUAAAAUCGUGGCCAAGAAGAUGGAGGAUGUAAAAGCCAAUAACGUGCACAUUGCCUGGCAGAUCCCUCAGUAUGUGCUGAUUACUGUUGGAGAAGUCAUGUUCUCCAUCACAGGCCUGGAGUUCUCCUACUCACAGGCUCCAACCAACAUGAAGUCAGUCCUGCAGGCUGGCUGGCUGCUCACCGUCGCCUUCGGAAACGUUAUAGUGUUGAUUGUUGCGGAGGGAGCGGGGCUGGAACAGUGGAUAGAGUUCCUGCUCUUUGCUGCCCUCCUGCUGGGCGUCUGCGUCAUCUUCUCCAUCAUGGCCCACUUCUACACCUACGUGGACCCUGAGCAGCUGGAGAAGGCUUACCUGAAUGAUUCGAACAAGGAUGAAGGUGACGAAGAGUUCGACAUGAAGAAGCAGAACAAAACCAUAAGUAGCACCAAGUUCUAAUUCCGAUCUGACGCACGGGUAAAGUAUUGCAUAAAAUAUUUUUGUAUUGUAAUGAAGCAUGAAGCUGUAAAGGUUUAAGUUGGAUAAUUGUGUGUUAGAUUCGUACCUCUCUCUCCAUCCCCUACAGGGGGUGCUAUAAACACAGUUUGAAUGCACUAGGAGCUAAGCAGGGCAGAUUGUUUCAGAAAUCUUUUUACAGUGUGACUACAAUUUUUACUACAAGAACUAGCACUGCAUUUGACACUGAAGAUGCCAGACGUAUCCGAAUUAUGGAGUAAUUUCAGCAGAAGAGAAAAGAUAACAAAUACAUAUAUAUAAAUGCGUGCAUUUUAUUGAUUUUACUGGGGAAAAACACUCUUCUUAAAUGUCAUUAAGUACUUGAUGUUUCUUUUAAUAACUGUAUUCAGGAUGGCAUUGUAAUGAUACUUGUGCCUUUUAGAUUUUGUAUAUAGACCCGUUUCUUAAAUGUAAUAUUGUGCUAAAAAGUUUUAAAGGUGAUCAAAAAGCA
Messenger RNA from Cynoglossus semilaevis (tongue sole), 3110 nucleotides. It is a transcript of the gene slc15a2, whose product is annotated as solute carrier family 15 member 2. Gene Ontology annotation, biological process: oligopeptide transport; transmembrane transport. NCBI's taxonomy places the organism in Eukaryota, Metazoa, Chordata, Actinopteri, Pleuronectiformes, Cynoglossidae. The transcript is spliced from 23 exons. The coding region runs from base 503 to 2602 and encodes 699 amino acids. The record is from RefSeq and is a predicted model, not a curated record. Gene Ontology annotation, molecular function: oligopeptide transmembrane transporter activity. Gene Ontology annotation, cellular component: membrane.